CCGAUAUUGGCAGGAACAGGUCAGACACUGGCUGCUUGGAAAGCAGCAAAAUUGUAUGUGUUUAUAUUUGCAACUUCCUUAACAUUUGACUCAAAAUAUAUAUAUUCACAAUAUUAUUUGCUUAUCAAUGUAGUAUCAAACAAAAAAAGUAAUUAUUUUAAUCGCCGUGUUAAAGUGUCGUUAUCAAUUGAUAACAGUUCAAAACAAAAUUGAAAGAACAGAGAGCCGAAUGUGUCAGCGCUUAAAACCAGAGACUGCACAACUCGAAACUAAUGUUCAAUUGCUAUUGUUGGGGUUGUAGUUCCUCAACAAGGCAAAAUCGCUGGAAUACUCACCAGACGAGAUGGGCUCGUGAGCGCUGAGAGCCAAAGUGCAAGAUAGUCGAUAUUACAGAUGGACCUUAGCCAGAAAGGCCUACUAGAGAGGUGAAGCUGUGCCAGCUUAAACUGAAUGAGUUGUAGAAUGUCUUUAAUAGGCUUUACCGAACGGCAUUUCAAUAUAGGCAGAAAGAGCGAUGAAAACUGUACAAGAACACUGCUAAUAUGCUGGCGGCAGGUGGAAAUUCAAAGCACAAACCAGUUACCAACAAACCGCCGUUCAGGUGGGCUACCACUUCCAUUUAUUUCAGUGUUCUUUUUCGUUCUAUGCAUUACUGGAAUUACGUAAUGUUCAUGGGUUGCGGAACGUACAGCUAAUCUUAUCACUGGUAUGCCAUAGGUAGUUGGUUGCAGAGAGCAUGGCGAGCGUCUGUCUGCAUCAGUCGGAUUCCGCGUUUGCCUUUCGCUAGAACUGUGAACGCGAGUCUGUUACAAUGCAGCUGCAGAAGCUGCUGAUUGGGAGUCUCGCCCUCCUAACAUUCAUGCUGCAGGAAUGCCCUACGUGGGCUGCCAGGAUACUGGCCGUGUUCCCCUACGAGAUGCAUUCACAGUGCAUGCUAUUAACGCCAUACUUGCAGGCGCUAUUGGCGCGGGGUCAUCAGCUGACCUUGAUACACGCUUUUCGCAAUUGCGAAAUUGUAAAGCAUUUGCAUUCCAUACGCAUCAACGAUCAAUAUGACACUGCUUACGAUUUCAAUCCCGAAUCACUUCCGUUAAUGUCCAGAUGGUUCGAAGUCGAUUUUAUGCGAAAAUAUUUCAUCAAGAUCAAUUUGAAUGUGGUCUACACGCCAGAGGUGCAGCUGCUAAUGCGCUCCAAUGUGACUUACGAUCUGGUGAUCAUAGAAACCACUCACACAGAUGCCCUCUUUGGACUGGCGCCACACUUCAAUGCCACUCUAAUUGGUCUGGCCACGUGUGGCUCGGACUGGAAUUUGGACACCUUAGUGGGCUACAUUCCUUCUUCCACACUGGAGCCUCUCAUGCCCAGUGGCUUUAAGCGCGCCGUAACACUGCUGGAUCGUAUCAAUAACUGGGUACUAAUCUCCGAGGAGUGGCUGAUCCAUAAGUUAAUCUUUUUACCAUCAUUGCGAGCAAUACACGAACAUUUCUUCGGCCACCUGGAGCAGAGCUUCAUGGAGAUACGCCACAGCUUCUCGAUCAUAUUACUAAACCAGCACUUCAGCUUGUUCCCGGCACGCUCCAAUGUGCCCAGCUUGGUGGAGGUGGGCGGCAUGCAUGUGCCAAAAGAGCUGGCAAAGCUGCCUCCGGAGCUGAUGCAGUUUAUUGAAGAGGCACCACAUGGUGUAAUUGUCAUGUGCCUGGGCUUAGAUUUACAGAGCAGGCAUCUGUCGGCGGCGACCCAGGCCUUGAUAACUGAAGCCUUCCAGUCCCUGCCACAGCGCGUCAUCUGGAAAUACGAAGACAAUGUACAUCCUAUGGCAAACAGCAGUAUUUACUUCAGCAAAUGGCUGCCACUUCAAGCCCUCCUCGCGCAUCCCAAUGUGCGCUUGCUCAUCAGCCAUGGUGGCAUGCUGAGCAUAUUAGAGGCAGCGCACUAUGCCAAGCCCGUGCUGGGCUUACCUCUUUUCUUCGAUCAGUUCCGAAACGUAGAGAUCAUGCGCGAGAAAGGCGUGGCAGAGCUGCUGGACGUUAACACAAUGACCAGGCAAGAUUUUAAAAAUACCAUCAAGCAACUGCUGGAACAGCCCCAAUAUAAAUACAAUGCGUUGAAACUCUCGGAACGCAUUCGGGAUCAGCCCGUGCAUCCACUCGACCUGGCGGUCUACUGGACGGAGUAUGUGUUGCGACAUAAUGGUGCGCCCUAUAUGCGCAUCCCCAGUUCCAAUAUCAAGGUGAUGGACUACUAUUGCCUGGACAAUCUGCUUGUGAUUGUUGGACGUAUUGGGUUGCCCGUUUGCCUCUUGCUAUAUGUGGUAUACAAGGUGAUUGUAAAGUCGCGGUAAUUGCAGCUAUACUUGUCACAAUUGGGUAAUGAAGCCCAUAAAUCAAGUGGCCCCUAGUCAACAUAAUACGUAUUGUCAUCACCAAAUUC
This is a messenger RNA of Drosophila hydei, 2430 nucleotides long. RefSeq names its product UDP-glucuronosyltransferase 2B13 (gene Ugt304A1). NCBI's taxonomy places the organism in Eukaryota, Metazoa, Arthropoda, Insecta, Diptera, Drosophilidae. The transcript has 3 exons. Bases 812 to 2341 code for a protein of 509 amino acids. Gene Ontology annotation, molecular function: UDP-glycosyltransferase activity. The record is from RefSeq and is a predicted model, not a curated record.